Molecule: messenger RNA, 3012 nt
Organism: Lotus japonicus
Lineage: Eukaryota; Viridiplantae; Streptophyta; Magnoliopsida; Fabales; Fabaceae
Product: probable FBD-associated F-box protein At1g32375
Exons: 3
Coding region: 1695-2891 (398 amino acids)
Molecular function (GO): protein binding
Source: RefSeq, a predicted model, not a curated record
GUGUGACAAUCUGUAGCUGUUGACGUCCUAGGUACGAUCUUCACCGUAGCCUCUGCCGUAUGUAGCCACCGUCCACUCCGAUCGCCAUAGUCGUCCCCUUCAAUCUCGCCUGGUUCGAAAGAAUACAACGAUUCCAUCUCCAGAAAAUCCUGAGACCAGAGCGACGAAUCAAUCUCUUCAUCGUAGGUGGAAGUACAAGCCUUGAAAAUCUCAAAGCCUAGUUGUGUUUCUUAAACCAAACGAAUAGCAAAGUAUUCUUCGUUCAGUUUUACAAGUUUGGAAAGGAAGAUUGGCUCCAGAUUUGUAGUUCUCACUCUCAGUCUUGCAAAUUCCACCCUAUUGAAGGAGGAGGUAUCCUCAUCAACAUUCAGUAGCUUUCCAGUUUCAGAAACCAGCAAACUAAAACUUUGACAGAUCCAGAGAUGCAGGGGAAUGCCAAAACAGCGUAUCCAGGCCACUAUAUGCUCUGAAAUCUGCCUAGUCUCCAAGGGAAGAGUUCCUCAAAGAGAGGGUCCAACAGUUCUUUCAAUCCCUUUAAAGUAUCUUGAAUUUCUUCAUCAUCCUCUCCAGUCAGUAAAACAUGUAAAUCCCCCAGGUAUCUCACUUUGAGUGAAAGACAACCAUGUUGCAAGAAGUUUUGUUGAAUAAUGUUUAUGCUCUCUAAGCGUCUCAAUUUUCCUACCUUGCUUUUUGCAAGCCAACUCUGGGUGAUGCCUUCUAGCUUGAACCCUUUGCUCUGCCAUACAUGACCUUGCUGCAGUGGAGCAGGAGCUUCAGUCUCUGAACGAACACCCUUCAUCUCCUUUUGCCCGUCACUAUAAAUAGCCCCUUUCCUAGUCUCGAGCCCUUGUAUCAGGGCAUCUCGAUAAGAGCCCUCCUUAAAGCCUUGUGGAACUCUUGGACGUGAGAAAAGAGUCUGCCCUUGCCCCUGAGUCAUUUCUGAUUUCUGAAAGGAGAAAGGCUUCCAGUUCUCCUUGUGUUUUAAUACUCCCGGUUGUCUGUUGAAUCUUGGAAUAUUAACAUGCAGCUUCUUAUUGCCAAUGUAUAACGUGUCUAAUUCCCAAGCAAGCGAAGAUGGAUCCUCCACAUCAGAAAAUCUAACGAAGUCGAAUCUGUUGCCAAGCUUAUCCCUUUUGUUAGGAAUGAAAACCUCAGUUAUCCUACCCCAAGCUUGGAAAAACCUCCACAUUUCAACUUCCCCAUAAUUGUCUGGGAAAUUUGAGAAGUAAAAGGAAGAAAUUAUACCCUGUUUUUUGUGUCUCCGCCCUUCCACUCUCUUCCAGCCGUCCUCUCCCCUAGGUCGGUUAACGUUGUCCCCCCAGCCCCGUGUUCUCUCCCUUGCAUACCUCCUCUCUGCCACCCCUCCCCUCUCUCUCUACCUCUCUCUUUCUCUCUCAUGUUUGACUCAUUGGCAUAGAUGCUACUUAGGAAGGAGGUUCAUUGCUGAGAAAUAUAUCACAUGUACAUGGAGACCCGUACUUUUUCUCUUCAAUUCAUAUUUCUUUUAUUGGGGAUGAGUGUGAAAAUAAACAAUCUAGACAACUAAAUACAUUGUCCCACUCACUUACACAAACUUUUAUGGCAGCUUUUGCUCUCAAUUGUCUAUUAAUAGGGCUUGCAGACGUCAUUUUCCAAAACCCUUCUUCAUCCAAUCUCAGUUCCGCUGAGUCAUAUUCUUCUUCAUCUUCUCCAAAAUGAGGAAGAAAAAUCAGCCGAAGAUAGAAGAUCUGCUCAGCGCCUUACCGGACGAAAUCCUCCGCUACAUCCUCUCAUUUCUGCCAACCAAAUUCGCAUUCACCACCAGUGUCCUCUCCAAGCGAUGGAACUCAAUCUGCUACUCGCUCACCGCCCUCCAUUUCGACGACAAAGCCGAAGAAGACGAAGAGACCUACACCCGCUUCCGCCGCUUCGUCGACAAUGUUCUCCUCUCCCCGCGUUUCCAGCACCACCCUAUCGAGACGCUCUCCAUCGUGUCUCACUCCGAGCUCAGCCGCAACCGUUGCCGGUUCAACACAGACGAGUGGAUUGAAGCCGCGAAACGGCGUAGCGUCAAGAAUCUCCAGCUGUCCACAGUAUGUUCUCAAUUAUGCUUGUUGCCCGGUAUUUUCACUUCCUCCCAAACCCUUGUGGUUCUGAAGCUUACUGGGAUAGUCAUGGAUCAUGGUGUUGGUUCUGUUGAUCUUCCCUCACUCAGAACCCUUCAUUUGAAUCAUGUUUUGUUUGAUCAAAGGGACGAUGUGAUGAAAAUUCUUAAUGGGUGUCCCAUUGUUGAGGAUUUGACUGUAUUAACUCCCAGUUUUGAGUGUCCCAUUGUUACUGGAGGGUUUAAAACCUUGCCCAACUUGCCCAAGGUUGUGAAAGCGCAUAUCAACGCAUUUGAUGUUCCUUUCAAUGCAAUUCCUAAUGUAGAGUUUCUACAAAUUGAGGAUAUGGAGCGUAGGUGCCCUGACGUAUAUAUCGAAUCCUACUACAGAGAAAAGCCCGUGUUUCGAAACUUAAUCAACCUUAAGCUAUCCUUUGUUUGCUUCCCUGGCUGGGUUGGUGUAAUGGAAGUGCUCCCUUAUUGUCCCAAGCUUCAAACUCUUGACAUUGAAAAGCUUGUGUACUGGCAUAAUUACCAAGAGAAAUGGGCACAUACAAAAGAACUUGUUCCAGAAUGUGUUUCAUUACAUCUUACAACAUGCUCUAUUGGAAACUAUCAAAUUAAAGGCAUGUAUGAUGAUUUUGAUUUUACAGCAUAUAUCCUACAAAAUGCAAGGGUUUUACAAGUGCUGACCCUUCACAUUAACCGUCACUCGGAUGAAUCUGAGAAGGACCGAUUUUUCAAACGUUUAUCCAGGUGUUCGAGGAUCUCUCCAGCAUGUAAAAUUGAAUGCAUAUUCGUUCCUUAAUUGUCUGUUGCUUCUAAUAAUAUCUUCUACCUAUGAAUGCAACUGAUGGUUUGAUGGACAUGGUUAUUUGUCUCCUUUUACAAAUUAUGAAGGACUCCUAUUUGAAGUUUUCAGUCUUUUA